Exophiala mesophila is the source of this 2148-nucleotide messenger RNA. RefSeq lists its product as uncharacterized. NCBI's taxonomy places the organism in Eukaryota, Fungi, Ascomycota, Eurotiomycetes, Chaetothyriales, Herpotrichiellaceae. Bases 1 to 2094 code for a protein of 697 amino acids. Gene Ontology annotation, molecular function: iron ion binding; heme binding; oxidoreductase activity, acting on paired donors, with incorporation or reduction of molecular oxygen. The record is from RefSeq and is a predicted model, not a curated record. The transcript has a single exon.
AUGAGACACCUGAUCCUGCUGGCCGUCGCCGCCUUGGUCGUCCAUUAUAUCGUCAACUAUGCCCUUUGUUUCCGCCGCAACUUGAACAAGGCGAAACGGUCGGGCAUUCCUUAUAUCAUCGCUCCAGUCUAUGCUAUCAAUUCGUUCUGGCUGGUCACCAAUCGUCUAUGGUUGCCCCUCUUAGCCAAACUGCCACGGAAGUGGACAAAGUCAAUCGAUUACUGUCUGCCAGACUUUCCAUUUCGCUGCAGCAUCGAGAUCUUCCAGAGGACAGGAUAUGAAACUUUUCUCGUCGUCUCCCCCGGAGGAAAUAUCUUGCAUACGGCUGAGCCGGCGGUUAUCAGUCAAAUCACCACUCGGAGAACCGAUUUCCCAAAGCCAAUCCAUAUCUACCGUGCGCUGGAUGUGUAUGGGAAGAACGUGGUCUCGACCGAGGGCGGAACCUGGCGUCGGCACCGCAAGGCCACCAGCCCACCCUUCACCGAGAAGAACAACCAUCUCGUCUGGGCCGAAACGAUCGAUCAAGCCAGCAACAUGCUUGCUUCAUGGUUGGGUCCGGACGGCAAAGGAAACCAGACCGUACAUCGGGUCAUGGAUGACACUAUGCGUCUGAGCCUUUACGUCAUCAGUCGAGCUGGCUUCGGCAGGAAAUUGAAAUGGCCAGCGGCAGACUCCAAGGUCGACGUCGAUGACAACUACGUAGACCUCUCCAAGAUCCAGAACCACCAGGAUGACAUGGAUGCGGGCCACUCGAUGAGUUACACAUAUGCCCUGCACUGUUUGCUGGACAACAUUCUAUUGCAACUGGUGAUGCCGCGCUGGUUGAUGGCACGAUUGCCCGUCAAGGCAGUCAGAAAGGCCAACGAGGCCUAUACAGAAUGGGGGAAUUAUAUGAAAGAGGCCGUGUCGUCCAAAAAGGCCUCGCUCAAGAAGUCAGACGGGGGCAAAGAAUCGAUGGACAUCCUUGGUCAGUUGGUCAAGGGCCAAGUGGCCUCAGAGGGCGUUAAGAAUGCCAAAGAUCACACUCUGACUGACACGGACAUUGAAGCAAAUGUUUUCAUAUUAAUUCUAGCUGGACAUGAGACUGCUGCCAAUUCAAUACACUUUGCAUUGGUCUACCUUGCGCUCCAUCCACAGUAUCAGGUCGGCGUGCACAAGGACCUUGAUCGAAUCUUUCAGGGGAGAGCGCCAUCUGAAUGGGAUUAUGAUCGCGAUCUCCCCGGGCUCUUUGGUGGUAUGGUUGGUGCGGUACUUGCUGAAGAACUGCGACUGGUCCCUCCUGUGGUUGGGAUUCCCAAGUCGACUAUGGGAGUUGGAGAGCAAACCCUGACCGUGGACGGCAAGACCUGUACGGUGCCGAGUGAUACUUACAUCAACCUUGCCAUCACAGCUUCUCAAAGAAACCCUAAAUACUGGCCUGCUGGCAAGCCCAUUUUCCCUGGAGGGAGGCCUGUCCACCCCAAGUCUAAUUUGGACAACGAUUUGGAAGAAUUCAGGCCAGAUCGGUGGUUACUCGACGAGAACAGAGAUGCCCAAACGACGUCGCAAACAGCAACGCCACAGGGCAAGGAGAUGCCUGAUGAAGUCGUCGCAGGUGAUGGCUUAGGUAUCAAUGAAGCAGCAGAUACGUCGGAGCACCUGUUCCGCCCGGUCAGAGGGUCGUACCUGCCGUUUAGUGAUGGCUAUCGUGCGUGUUUAGGAAGGCGCUUUGCUCAAGUGGAAGUCCUGACCGCUCUUGCCGUGUUGUUACAGAAUCACUCGGUCGAACUUGCCGUAGACGAUUGGGCCAGCGACGAAGAAGUAAUUGAGAUGGAUCAAGAUGCUCGAGCAGAAGUCUGGCAGAAGGCGGCAUCCCACGCCCGGAACCUGAUGCUCAAUGGCCUCGCCGUCAUCAUUUCUCUGCAAAUGCGCACAGGACAUGUUGCCAUGCGAUUUGUGCCUCGAGGGCAGGAGAAGUUCCCUAAUAAUGUCGAUGAGAUCUGGAAGAGCAAUCACCCCGAAUUGCAAACACUCCAUGAACCCAACCAGGACUGGGUUUAUUGGACCGAGGGACGACCCUCACGCUCUGGCCGGGUGGUUAAGCGGGACAAGUAGAUGGUAGACGUGACGUUUGCUUUUUUUUUUUAACUCAGUACCAAGGUACCAGCU